UUUUAGCGUGUUUUACAUGUCCGACACCACUGACGUUCCAGAAAAUCAGAAAUCACCAAAACCAAGUGGAAAAGCUGACAAACGAAAAAUCGAGGAAAAGCCGGAAAAUUCGAGUUUGAAGCGGAAAAAAUUCGAAGAUCCCAAUAAAAAAGUGGAUCCACUUGAGGAAUUGCCCAUGAAAGUUCCGUUUAAAAUUGUAGAUGGAGUUCGUCACCUUGCACCAUACUGGGCCUGCUACCGUACCCGGACCAAGGGCCGCUGGAUCGGACGGAAAAUGGUCGAGGUGUUCUCCGGAGAGUUUCUAUCGACGAACAGGAAUUAUGCGAAAAUCGCGUGCAAAAUGGGCAGAAUCUAUGUGAACGGCGAGCAGAUGACCGACGUGGAUUAUGUGAUGCGGAACGGCGAUCGUGUCGAGCACUGGGCUCAUCGGCAUGAGCAUCCGAUCCGUGACCUACCGAUACGCGUGAUAAGUGAGACGGAUGAUUUGUUCGUUGUGGAGAAGCCCCCGUCACUUCCGGUGCACACUUGCGGCCAAUAUGCGAUUCAUACGGUGCUCGGCCAGCUGCGUGUCAAUGAGGGACGGACUGGGCUCAGAGUGCUCCACCGUCUGGAUCGAGCCACUUCUGGAGUUCUCCUCUUCGCAAAGAAUUACGAAACCGAUCUGGAAUUUAAGACGACGCUGAAGCAAGGAGAAUGGAGCAAGGAGUACAUUUGCAAGGUCGAUGGAGUCUUUCCGGACGAAGAGCAAGUCUGUGAGCAGCCCAUCGGCCCGCUGGUCAUCUCAAUGGGAAUCCAAUGUGUUCGGCCGGAUGGCAAGGAUGCCAAGUCGAGAUUCCGAAAACUUUGGUCAGAUGGAACACAAUCGGUGGUUCAGGUGCACAUUGAGACUGGAAGAACUCAUCAGAUUCGGGUCCACUCGCAGUUUUUAGGCCACCCAAUCGCCGGGGACCAAAUCUACAACUCGGCGGUCUGGGGACCCACAAAAGGAAAAAAUGCAGAUUACCAGAAGAGUUUUGAUGAGCUCUGCGAAGACGUGCGGAACACUCAUAAAUGCGAGAAUUGGCACGAGAAGCCGAAUCCAGAAUUCGAGCAACGAAUGGAGCACCUGGCAGCCGACACAACGCCAAUUACCCCUGAAGCUCCGAGCCUGACACUGGAGCAGCGGCCAGAAUUCGAUGAGAUUUGUCAGAAAUGCAAUGUGGAGUCGAAGAAAGUGCCCGAGAAUCACUUCCAGUUGUACCUGCACUGCUUGAAGUAUGAGACGAAGAAGUGGAGUUUUAAGACGGAAAUGCCAGAUUGGGCGGUGCAGAAAUAAUUAUUUGACCCUGUUUUUGUUAUUUUUCUUGUUGGUUAAUAAAAUUUGUUAUUUUAAAAAGUUUUCAGCUCCAA
Caenorhabditis elegans is the source of this 1389-nucleotide messenger RNA. RefSeq names its product Pseudouridine synthase (gene K07E8.7). Lineage: Eukaryota; Metazoa; Nematoda; Chromadorea; Rhabditida; Rhabditidae. Gene Ontology annotation, molecular function: RNA binding; pseudouridine synthase activity. Bases 17 to 1315 code for a protein of 432 amino acids. Gene Ontology annotation, biological process: pseudouridine synthesis; RNA modification; RNA processing. The record is from RefSeq and is marked reviewed. The transcript has 10 exons.